AUGGCCUGCUCCGUGGUCCAGUUCUGCCACUUCCAGGACCUGCAGGCCGCCCGCGACUUCCUCUUCCCUCAGCUGCGGGAGGAGACCCCCCUCGGCGCCCUGCGGAGGGACCCCAGUAAAUCAACGAACUGGGAAGAUGAUGGGUGGGGAGCAUGGGAGGAGACGGAGCCAGCUCUUCAGGAACCCGAAGAAGAAGGAAAUACUUGCAAAACACAAAAAACUUCCUGGCUUCAAGAUUGCAUUUUAUCCUUAUCGCCAACCAAUGAUCUUAUGGUGAUAGCCCGGGAGCAGAAAGCUGUAUUUCUAGUGCCAAAAUGGAAAUAUGGUGAUAAAGGAAAGGAAGAAAUGCAAUUUGCUGUUGGUUGGAGUGGCUCUUUAAAUGUCGAAGAAGGGGAGCAUGUCACCAGCGCCCUGUGCAUCCCCCUGGCCAGCCAGAAGAGGAGUUCCACGGGCCGCCCUGACUGGACCUGCAUCGUGCUGGGCUUCACUUCGGGCUCCGUGCGCUUCUACACGGAGAACGGCGUGCUGCUGCUCGCACAGCUUCUGAACGAGGACCCCGUGCUGCAGCUCAAAUGCAGGACCUACGAGAUCCCACGGCAUCCGGGCGUGACCGAGCAGAAUGAAGAGCUGAGUAUCUUAUAUCCUGCUGCCAUUGUGACUAUUGAUGGGUUUAGCCUUUUUCAGUCUCUUCGUGCUUGUCGAAAUCAGGUAGCAAAAGCUGCAGCUUCAGGCAAUGAGAACAUCCAGCCACCACCAUUAGCUUAUAAGAAAUGGGGUCUGCAAGAUGUUGACACUAUCGUUGAUCAUGCUAGUGUUGGUAUUAUGACGCUGUCCCCUUUCGAUCAGAUGAAAACUGCCUCCAAUAUCGGUGGAUUCAAUGCGGCCAUUAAGAACAGCCCGCCUGCCAUGUCUCAGUAUAUCACUGUGGGGUCCAACCCGUUCACUGGCUUCUUCUAUGCUCUAGAGGGAAGCACACAGCCGUUGCUCUCUCACGUUGCCCUCGCCGUUGCCAGCAAACUCACUUCUGCUCUGUUUAAUGCUGCCAGCGGUUGGCUUGGUUGGAAAAGUAGGCACGAGGAAGAAGCUGUCCAAAAGCAGAAGCCGAAGGUGGAACCAGCCACCCCGUUAGCUGUAAGAUUUGGGCUUCCAGAUUCUAGACGCCACGGUGAGAGCAUCUGUCUGUCUCCCUGCAACACGCUGGCAGCAGUAACGGAUGAUUUUGGCAGAGUUAUCUUAUUGGAUGUAGCCAGAGGAAUUGCAAUACGCAUGUGGAAAGGGUAUCGGGACGCGCAGAUUGGCUGGGUCCAGGUGGUAGAGGACCUCCACGAAAGAGUCCCAGAAAAGGGGGACUCCUCCCCCUUCGGGAGUCCCCAGGGCCCCAGCCGAGUGGCUCAGUUCCUGGUGAUCUACGCGCCUAGGAGGGGCAUCCUGGAGGUGUGGAGCACGCAGCAGGGACCCAGAGUGGGCGCUUUCAACGUGGGAAAGCACUGCAGGCUCCUGUAUCCUGGCUAUAAAAUAAUGGGCUUAAAUAAUGUCACCAGUCAGAGCUGGCAGCCACAGACCUACCAGAUCUGCCUCGUGGAUCCCGUGUCUGCGGGCGUGAAAACGGUGACUGUUCCUUUCCACCUGGCGCUGAGCGACAAGAAGAGCGAACGGGCCAAGGACAUGCACUUAAUGAAGAAAUUAGCGGCCUUGCUGAAAGCGAAAUCUCCCAGUCUCGAUUCGGUUGAAACAGAAAUAAAGGAAUUAAUUCUCGACAUAAAGUACCCUGCAACCAAAAAGCAGGCUUUGGAAAGCAUUUUGGCAAAUGAACGUCUACCAUUUUCCUGCCUUAGAAAUGUCACCCAAACUCUCCUGGACACUUUGAAAAGUCAAGAGGCGGAGUCUGUUGACGAAGUGCUGCUCCAGUUCUGUGCCAGUAAGCUGAAGCUACUCCAUCUUUAUGAGUCUGUGAGCCAGUUAAAUGCCCUGGGUUCUCCUUCAGACACGUCCUUCUCUGAUAACGACUUGGCUGUACUGCUGAGGCUGGACGAAAAGGAGCUCGGGAAGCUGCAGGCGCUGCUAAACAAGUACAAGCAGGAGAACAGCAGGGCUGCCGUCCGCUUCUCUGAGGACCAGGACGGGGUGCUGCCUGUGAAAACAUUCCUGGAAUAUUUGGAGUGUGAGAAAGAUGUGAUCAGCGUCAAGAAGAUGAGUGAGGAGGAGCACGUGGCUCUAGGCAGCUUCUUCUUCUGGAAGUGUCUGCACGGAGAGAGCUCCACGGAGGACAUGUGCCGUGCUCUGGAGGCUGCAGGACUCAGCCCGCAGCUGCUGCUGUCUCUGCUCCUGAGCGUGUGGCUCUCUAAGGAGAAGGACAUCCUGGAGAGGCCGCAGUCCGUCCGCUGUCUGCACACCACGCUGUCCCUCCUGAGCCGGAUGAAAGUGGCCCUCGACGACACGUGGGACUCCCAGUCGGUGUCCCCGUGGUGGCAGCAGAUGCGCACGGCCUGCGUCCAGUCCGAGAACAACGGGGCCGCCCUGCUCUCCGCCCACGUGGGCCACUCGGUCGCCGCGCAGAUCUCGGACAGCGCGACCGAGAAGAGGUUUUCCCAGGCAGAGCUGGGCGCAGAUGCCCAGGCCCUCACGGACUCCUGGGAGGCCCUGUCUCUGGACACCGAGUACUGGAAGCUGCUGCUGAAGCAGCUGCAGGACUGCCUCAUCCUGCAGACCCUGCUGCACAGCAGAGCGGACACGCGCCCCACCCGGGCGCCCUCGCUGCCCCCCGAGCCACUGCCCCGGCUCUCCGUCCGGAAGCUCCUGGAAGGAGGGAGAGGUGGCAUCGCAGACAGUGUGGCCAAGUGGGUAUUUAAACAGGACUUGCGCCCUGAGGUAUUAACACUGGCCAACGAAGAAAGAGAUGCCGAAAACCCAGACGAACCCAAGGAGGGUAGCAGCCGAGGUUUAUGUGAGAUGUCGGAGGCGGACAUGGACUUGGGAGCCAUACCAGACCUGCUGCGUGCGGCCCGCGAGCAGUUCCCGUGCAGCCUGGAGCUGGACGUGCUGCACGCACACUGCUGCUGGGAGUACGUGGUGCAGUGGAACAAGGACCCGGAGGAAGCACGUUAUCUUGUGAGGUCAAUAGAACACUUGAAGCACAUCCUUAACGCACAUGUUCAGAACGGCAUCGCCCUGAUGAUGUGGAACACGUUCCUGGUGAAGAGGUUUUCUGCCGCCACGUACUUGCUGGAUAAGGUCGGAAAGGCGCCCAAGGAGAGGCUCUGCCGCAGGGACGUGGGGAUGAGCGACACGGCGAUGACCUCUUUCCUCGGCUCCUGCUUGGAUCUCCUUCAGACUUUGUUGGAGGCAGACGUCGGCCGGGACGAGAUGCAGGCGCCCGACCUGGAGACGGAGGACGCGUGGCUCGCCGUCGAAGGGCCCAUCUCCAUUGUGGAGCUGGCCCUGGAGCAGAAGCCCAUCCACUACCCGCUGGUGGAGCACCACUCGGUCCUGAGCUCCAUCCUGUUCGCGGUCAUGCGGUUUUCCCUAAGGGCCGUGAAGCCACUGUCGCUUUUCGACAGUAAGGGGAAAAAUGCAUUUUUCAAAGACCUAACUUCCAUUCAGUUACUACCCAGUGGAGAAAUGGACCCAAAUUUCAUUUCUUUACGACAGCAGUUCUUGCUGAAGGUUGUCAGCGCCGCUGUCCAGGCUCAGCACGCGGGCGCCAGGGAGAAGGACGGCUCAGACGCGGCCCCCGCCGCUCCCGCUGGGAAAGACCUGGAGUGGCCAGUGCUGGCCGUGGACCUGGCCCAUCACCUUCAAGUCAGCGAAGACGUCGUGAGGAGGCAUUACGUGUGGGAACUCUACAACUACGGAGUGGACCACUUAGGGGAAGAGGCCAUCCUGCAGGUGCAUGACAAAGAGGUCCUAGCCUCUCAGCUGCUGGUGCUGACGGGGCAGAGGCUGGCUCACGCGCUGCUCCACACGCAGGCGCGGGAAGGCAGGGAGCUGCUGGCCCGGCUGUCCCCCACGCUCUGCACCUGGCUGAAAGCGAUGGACCCCCAGGAUCUUCAAAACACGGAAGUGCCAAUUGCGACGACAGCUAAACUAGUGAAUAAAGUCAUCGAGCUUCUGCCGGAGAACCACGGGCAGUACAGUCUCGCCUUACACCUCAUCGAAGCUGUGGAAGCCAUAGCCAUUCCUUCUCUAUGA
Messenger RNA from Pipistrellus nathusii (Nathusius's pipistrelle), 4188 nucleotides. Lineage: Eukaryota; Metazoa; Chordata; Mammalia; Chiroptera; Vespertilionidae. The record is from the annotation of a GenBank genome assembly.